Rubroshorea leprosula is the source of this 1156-nucleotide messenger RNA. The record is from the annotation of a GenBank genome assembly. Lineage: Eukaryota; Viridiplantae; Streptophyta; Magnoliopsida; Malvales; Dipterocarpaceae.
AGGCCAUCGACAAAACACAAAACAAAAAUUUUACCGAUUAUGAUUUUUUUUUUCGAUCAUGUUUGUAGUUUUAUGGGUUAAUGGACUGAUCAUAAUAGAUCAUUUUUCUGGCGAGUAUAAAUGGACAGCUUAUUGGGGUUAUGUCUUCAACAUAUUCGACGGAAUUGUUGUGGAUUCUGGGCAUAGCCUACAACUUUGGCUGUCGUUGUUCAUUAUUCCCCACUUUUCCUCGCUUUCCCUAUUUUCUUCUGUUUUUCAUUUUUCUCCGGCGAGGUUAGCUUUCGCCGUUCGUGCUGCACUGAGUAGCUGACCGGCGCACGUCCUGCUCUCCAAGUCCCCACGCCAGUGACGAUCUGUGCUCCAAAACCAAACUCCACCGACUCCACAUCACAACAUCGGCACCUUGCCUGGAAAUCGGCACACCGUCCACGAGUUAGCUUCUUUUUUUAUGAGGCUAACAUGGAAACAGCUACUCUGCCUCUGAGCACGAUUGUACCAGAAGAUCUUAAAAAAGAUAAUUAUGAAAGGUGGAGCAUUUUAAUAAAACACUACUUAGUGGCUCAAGAUGUUUGGGAUGUUGUUGAACCAAGACCGACGACUGAAGAAACAAAUGAGAGGGUGUGGACUAAAAAGGAUGCUUUAGCUCUACAUGCCAUUAAGAUUUCAUGUGGAGCAAAGGCGUUUGAUCUAAUAAAGAACAAAGAGUCAGCCAGAGAAGCUUGGAAGGCAUUACUUGAUAUGCCGAACGUCCCAGUCUAUCAUUACAUCCCCAGGCGCCACGAAUUUGUCACUCCGGACAUUGCCACGCCCAACCAAGGUUUUAUUCCAUCUCUCUUUCUCUCUCUCUCUCUCUUUGCCAAAAUUCAUCUAUCUGUUUGAGUUCGUUAUUAUUUCAGCAUUUGUCAUUGUAGAGAGAGACUGCUGAACAGUCAACUUUUUUGAGGUCCUGGCUUAGAUCUAGCUAAUGUACUGUGUUUAUUAAUUUUCGGAGCUUAGCUUGGUUUUUCUGAUUUUAAAUCUUGCAGCAGUCUUGGGCUUUAAUUAGUUAUGAUGUUGAUUCAAGUCGUGUGUCAGUGUGUGGUAUUGAGUUCGAUCUUUUGUUUGUAGCCCGCAGGAUUUGAUAGUAAGAAAGGCCAAAUGAAAAAAGUAUCCUUCU